UUGUUUUGCACUCCACCCCCUGUCCAGGUCUACAUAACCCUGUCUCCAUCCUCUACCUCUCUAUUUUGCACCAUGAAGGGAUUUCACAUCGUGGUGCUGCUGUCCUCGGCCGUGCUGCUGGUCAGCGCUGCUCCGGCUCUGGAGCUGGUGACAUGCAGCAAAGAGAGUGGAGCUGCGGCCGCACGGCUGACUAUGCAUCGCAUCAACGAGAACCAUGGCCACGGCUACAAGUUCAGACUCCAAGAGAUCCAAGGCAACAAAGUGGAAACGGUGGACGGAGGCUGUAACCUCGAGCUGCAGUUGAACCUUCUGGAGACAGUGUGCCACGUCAUCAACCCCAAACACUUUGAGGACUGUGAGAUCCGUAGAGAGUCUGCGCGGGCAGUGAUGGCUAACUGCACCAUAAAGAUGAGCGUUAGAAAUACUGACGCCAACGUCACCAAGUAUGAGUGUGACACGCGACAAGUAAAAACCAACAGGGAGAUGGUGAGGAUUUGCCCUGACUGUCCCACGCUGCACCCACUGAACAGCACUGAAGGUCUGAAGUCUGUUAAUGAAGCUGUGAGCAAAUUCAACCAGAACACCACCAACCAGCACUACUACAUCCUGAAGGAAGUGGGACGGAUCAAAGUUGGGUACAUUCCCUCUGUAGGGAUGGCCUACUAUGCUGAGUUUGCCCUUGUGGAGACUCAUUGUCCAACGGGAAGCAGAAUCAAUCCUGAGGCAUGCAAACCCCUCUGCCCCGACAGAGCUCAUCAUGCUUUCUGCAAGUCAACUUACUUCAGGUCAACCGGACUCCAGUCAGUUGAGUGUGAAUUCUAUCCCCCAUCGAACACGACUGCCCUUGGCCCUGGUGAGCAAGAGCCCAUAUGCAGGCAUCAUGUGGGUGGCCAUCCUCCCCAUGUAGGCGCUGGCAGACCUCCCCUUGGUCCCCGUGACGGCGAUGGCCAUCCUCCCCAUGUAGGCGCUGGCAGACCUCUCCUUGGAUGCAUAUUGCCUCCCUUCGGUGGCAAUGGCCCCCCUCCCUCCGGAGGCAAUGGCCAACCAUCCCGUCCCUGUGGCCCUCGUCCCCAUGGAGGCGAUGGCCAUCCUCCCCGUGUAGGCGGUAGCCAUGGUGGCCCUCCUCCCCAUGGAGGCGAUGGCCACGUUGGACGCCAUCAUGCCGGCGAUGGCCACGGUGACCAAGAAAAGCAGCAUCAUAGGCCCCCAUUCGGUUCUAAGCACCACUUCCAUGCCUUCCAUCACUUCCGUCACUGCCGUGGAUCAGACCCAGCUCUCCACCCCAUUUGCCCCUGGCCUCGUCCUUGGCACCGCCCCAGCCCCAGAGACAAGGACUGAGAUACACCACACAACGCUUAGGCAACCAUAACUGUUUGACAGUCUACCAGAAAAAUUCUGUAACAGUCUCUAAUGUAUACAAGAAAUGGAACAUAUUACUAAACAUGUCAAAUAAACAGUCAUGGUGUAAAUUUC
Molecule: messenger RNA, 1473 nt
Organism: Sander lucioperca (pikeperch)
Lineage: Eukaryota; Metazoa; Chordata; Actinopteri; Perciformes; Percidae
Product: alpha-2-HS-glycoprotein-like
Exons: 7
Coding region: 73-1338 (421 amino acids)
Biological process (GO): negative regulation of endopeptidase activity
Cellular component (GO): blood microparticle; extracellular matrix; extracellular region
Molecular function (GO): cysteine-type endopeptidase inhibitor activity
Source: RefSeq, a predicted model, not a curated record